AUUAUUAUUAUUAUACUUAUAUCCUCCUUUUUCUUUCUAAAAGGAGACCCAACAUUUCCAUAGGGCACAUGCAAAAAUAUUAUUAUUAUUAUUAUUACUACUACUACUACUACUAAAGGGAUGCGCAAUGGCACGGAUCGCUUCCACUUGACACAGAACACUUUUGGGGCGGAAUUUUCCCAAAGGCCGAUAGGGCCGUCGAAUUGGAAGGGGACCCCAGAGGUCAUCCAGUUCAGACCCCGAUUCGGCCACCAUCAAAGCCCCCCCAAGAGAUGGCCAGGCAGCCCCUGCUUCUGCGAUUUAGAGCAUGACGCGGCGGCAUUCCACGGUUUCCCGGGAGACCGGAAUGCUCCGUUGACCGCCCUGUGGCUUCUCCGGACGCGAGAGCGGUCAGGCCCAGCCAUGUCUUCCCUGCAAGUAGGUCCCCAAAGGGUCGGGAGGGCGGAUUUGGGUUUGGAUCACGGAACAUACAUGUGUGGCGAACCCUCUGCCGUGUAUACACUCGCAAGACGGCCAAUUGUACACAGAGGUAUAUAUAGGCUUUACCCAUCUUUGGCAUUUCCUUUUAUGGGUGCCUUAAAAGACCUCCCUGCCUUUGAGCAGUAUCUAUUUACCUACUCACAUUUUGCUUUUGAACCCGCUAGCUAGGCAGAAGCUGGGCUGAAGGCCAGGAUUUCCAGAAUCCUCCAAUUCCGCCAUAUGUCAUCCCAUCACCCAUUUCCUUUUUACAGAUGCCUUAAAAUACCUCUUUGCCUUUAAAGCAGUACCUAUUUACCUACUUGCAUUUUGCUUUUGAACCCGCUAGCUAGGCAGAAGCUGGGCUGAAGGCCAGGCGCUUAUAUAUGUUCUUAUAGACACUUGCAUGAGGCAAUGUUCCAUUUGUGCAUUUGUUAUCAGAUGCACACAUGGCACACGGACCCGCCGCCACCCAACCGGGUCCCUGCUCGUUGUCCCCCUCCAGAGCGAGAGCCGGGAGCCCAUGCGGAGGAGCCACCGGCGGGCCCCGCUCAUGCACCGCAUCAUGUGGCGCAUCCACGAGCAGUGGCAGCUCCUGGGCUUCUUCGAGAUCAACCGCGACCACGAGUUCUACCCGCUGACCUGCAUGCUCAAGCAAGGCCUCCGGGCCUCCCUCCAGCACGCCAUGGACAACUGGUCAUACCUGGACAUCAACAGGGAGUCGGACUUUUCGCAAGUGCUGAAGCAGGCCCACGAGGGCUACGAGAUGCGGACGUACGCGGGGCCCGUCUUCGCCUACUUCCGGCACUUCCUCGGCACGAUGGACCUGGACUACCAGCAGUCCCUGUGCUCCGAGCACUCCUACCUGCAGUUCAUCAGCAACUCCAAGAGCUCCGCUAACUUCUUCCUCAGCCACGACAAGCACUUCUUCCUGAAGACCCAGAAGCGGCGGGAGAUCCGCUUCAUCCUGACCAACCUGCCCAAGUACCUUGCGCACAUGGAGAGAUACCCGCACUCCCUCCUGGUCAAGUUCCUGGGCAUCCACAGUAUCAUCAUCCCUCAGCAAAAGAAGAAGUACUUCAUCAUCAUGCAAAGCAUCUUCUACCCUCACGAGAGGAUCUUGGAGAGGUACGACAUCAAGGGCUGCCAGGUCAACCGCUGGACAGACGCGGCCCCCGAAGGCAGCGAGGUCAUCAUGGUCUUCAAGGACCUCAACUUCGGGGACAAGACCAUCUGGCUCGAUGAGCAGCGGUCCUGGUUUCUGCGCCAGGUGGAGCUGGACACCCAGUUCCUGAAGCGCCUGCACGUGAUAGACUACAGCAUCCUGGUGGGGAUCCAGCCGCUCCGCGAGGACGAGCGCAUCCUGAACAAGGCGCUGGUCAACAUCAUCGCCAGGACCACGAUGUCGAUCAACCAGAGUCUGCGCAACCCCUCCAUAAUGACCCUGGACGGUGAAGGGACGGGCUCCAUGACGUCCUUCAUCCACCGGACCAUCUCCAGCCUUGACCAGUUCUACAAGCUGUCCCCGGAGAGCAAGACCACCCUGCACACCCUGCUGGGGCUCUACCUGAAGCACCGGCCCAGCGUGGAGGUCGACCUGGACCAGUCGCUAAAGAGCGAGACGCUGACACGCGACAUCCUGACACCCUGCAUCCACUACGAUGCCAGCAGCGCCUCCGAUGCGGAGGCCAGCAGCUCCACCCAACCCUUCGGUGCCACGGCGCCCAGCCGCAUCACAUGGGGCAACAUCAGCCUCACCGACGCCCCUUUUGAGACGGACAGGAACCUGCGCCUGCUGCCCAACUCCCGCAACCCGCUCCACGUGGUGGACGGGCCCGAGGACCGCUACUUCCUGGGCAUCAUUGACUUCUUCACGGAGUAUGGCUGCCGCAAGAAGCUGGAGAACAUCUGGAAGAAGAUCCGUUACGGGAGACAAAGCUUCUCCACGGUGCCACCGCGUACCUACGCCCGGCGGCUGUGCAAGUGGGUGGAAGAGCACACCGAGUGAAGGCCGGUCAGUCGGCCGGAGGGGAAGAGGCCCUGGGCGGGUGGGCAAGCGGGCGGUGGAGGGAGCCAGCCUCCAUUGGCGCUGCCCCGUGCAACUUACAGGCCGGCAAUCGAUGCAGACAAUGAACUGAAAGACUGGCAAAGGGAAUGAACAAGGGGCGGACAGUUGCCGUGUCUGCGGUGGAAGCCCGCCGUUGCCCCCGACUCCGCCACAAGGUGGGAGACCCAUAGGACAGUCUAUGGGCAAAUGGGGGGCGGAUGAAGCCGAGCCAUCCUGGGCUUUGGACCCAGCGGCACUGUAUGUAUUCGGAGACUCGCAAAUAUCCCAGGGUCGUGAUCCUCAAUACAAAAACGUUGGGUGUGUUUUGUACAGUGGAAUCCAAGAUCACGGAUCAGGAGGCAUCCGAGAGCCCUCAUGCCACGCAGUUCCAAUGCACGGGCGGGGAAUUGGGGGUGGAGAGAGGGAUGUAUGUUCUUCACCGAAGGAAUUAAAAUGGCUUGCUAUUAUUGUUUUUAAAAAAUACGGUUUGUUUGCACACGGUAUGUUUUCGAUUCUGAGAAACCCCCCAAAAGGCCUCCAUCGGUCCCAUGACAUCAUUCCUCGCACACCUGCUUUUUCUCUCCUCUGAGAAAACCCAGUCUGUCUUGGCUUUACGUUCUGCCUCCUGAUCUCAAGGCGACUGGAUCUGGAGAAACGGUGGUCUCCCAAUUCUCCUCCAAAGGCCGAUUCCCAUGGGAACUGAGACCACCCUGUUACCUGGGAACAGCCUGGAGAGUCCAAAACAUUUCCCUCCCUGCUGUCUUUCACAGACUCCUUGGAAAUUACAGGUUGCAACCCAUCAUCUAUCCCUGUCCA
Messenger RNA from Anolis carolinensis (green anole), 3319 nucleotides. It is a transcript of the gene pip5kl1, whose product is annotated as phosphatidylinositol-4-phosphate 5-kinase like 1. Gene Ontology annotation, biological process: phosphatidylinositol phosphate biosynthetic process. Gene Ontology annotation, molecular function: 1-phosphatidylinositol-4-phosphate 5-kinase activity. Bases 863 to 2464 code for a protein of 533 amino acids. NCBI's taxonomy places the organism in Eukaryota, Metazoa, Chordata, Lepidosauria, Squamata, Anolidae. Gene Ontology annotation, cellular component: plasma membrane. The record is from RefSeq and is a predicted model, not a curated record. The transcript has 9 exons.